AUGGGAAUGUUCAUAGCCGAAAUGAGUAGCAACUCGUUUCAGCUUCUUGGAAUGGCUGAGCUCGGUAUGCUUCCAGAGGUUUUCGCUAAAAGGUCUCGUUACGGAACACCUUUGUUAGGGAUUGUGUGUUCAGCUUCAGGUGUUUUGCUCUUGUUUGGAUUGGGUUUUCAAGAGAUUGUGGCUGCAGAGAAUAUGUUUUACUGUGGUGGAAUGGUUUUGGAGUUCGUAGCUUUUGUUGGGAUGAGGCUGAAGUAUCCAGCUGCAUCGAGACCGUAUAAGAUACCUGUGGGAACAGUUGGCUCGGUUUUGAUAUGUGUUCCUCCUAUUGUGCUGAUAUGUUUAGUUUUUGUUUUGUCGGCUGUUAAAGUGGCUGUAGUGAGCUUUGUGAUGGUGAUGAUUGGUUUCUUGAUGAAACCUUGUUUGGAUCAUAUGGAUCGAAAGAGAUGGGUUAAAUUCUCAGUCAGUUGUGAUUUGCCCGAAUUCCUGAAGGAAAGUCAAGAAGUGGAAGAUUCUUUGUUAAGUUAG
Eruca vesicaria subsp. sativa (arugula) is the source of this 525-nucleotide messenger RNA. The record is from the annotation of a GenBank genome assembly. Lineage: Eukaryota; Viridiplantae; Streptophyta; Magnoliopsida; Brassicales; Brassicaceae.